GGGCUAUUUCAAAAAGAUCCCUGGUAGUGAUAUUUUAUGCGAUGUGUAUCCUUCCCGAGCACGCACACUCGCCGCCGCACUCCACUUCCCCAACACGCCGCCGCCGCCGCCGCCGCCCGAGCUCGCCGCGAUGUCAUGGCUCGCGCGCUCAAUCGCGGCUACCCUCUCUUCUUCCCACUCUGAUGAAGAUGGCGAUAACCUCGAGGCGAGCAGCGGCGACGACCAUAGGGACGAGCAGCCGGACACCCCGAGCGGCGGCGGCGGCGGAGUCAAGGGCGACUUGUCGGAGCUGACCGACUCCCUCACCCGCGGCCUCUGGGGCGUCGCUUCCUUCCUCGCUCCGCCGCCUGCGCCCGCCGCCGAAGCCGCGGAGACGGCUACGGGGGCGGUGGGGGAGGGGGAGGAUGGGGCUCGGUCGCCGCGGAUCGCCGGGAUCCGGAGCGACCUGGCGGAGAUCGGGGGCAGGGUGAGGAGCGGAAUCUCGUUGCUCUCGAACGCCAACGCCGUGGCGGAGAUCUCCAAGAUCGCCUCGUCGCUCCUGCCGUUCGGGCCCGGAGAGGACGACGACGACGACGACGAUGCCGAGGCUGUGGGCGUGACCGAGGAGGUGGUGGAGUUCGUGAGGCACAUCUCGACCCAUCCCGAGACGUGGCUCGACUUCCCCUUGUUUGUCAACGACCGGCACGCGGAUGAUUUUGAACUGUCAGACACACAAUAUGGACAUGCAUUGGCUAUAGAGCGUGUUGUUCCAAGCUUGUCAUAUCUUAGGACCGAGCUUUGCUCUACCAAUAUGAGUGAAGCAUGCUUUUGGAAGAUCUAUUUUGUGCUUCUUCACUCAAAACUCAGCAAGCAAGAUGCUGAACUUCUUUCAACGCCACAGAUCCUAAAAGCAAGAGAAGUAUUAUUGCAAAGUUCACCGACAAAGAAAAGGCUGGGACCUGAUGAUGGUUCAUCACAAAACUGGAAUGUUGCAUCUACCAAAGGUGACAACAGUGGAAUGUCUGAAGCACCUUCAUUGGAAGAAGCAACUUCUGUACCGAUGAAUGUGGUUGAGGCUGACAAGCAUCCGAUUUCAGUCGCUGAGGUGGAAAUAAUAGACAAGUCCGUGGUUGAAGAAGAGCUGGUGGUGAAAAAUGAGACCAAGAGUAUACCUUCUGACUCUGAGAAGGCUAAUCUGCAUAUCACCUCGGACGAUGAUGAUAAAGAGGUGGAGGACUGGCUGAAGGAUGUGGCUCCUGUGUCCAGCAAAACAGGCAACGUCAAUUCAGCAGGGCAGGAGGAAGACAUAUCCUUCAGUGAUCUGGAGGAUGAAGAGGAUGAUUGAGAGACGGCUAGCUUAAGCAGCGCAGCCAGUACUAGUUCCCUCGGUUCAAUGUCGCAAACACAAGACAACGGCUAGCUUCAUGAAGAACAUCAACUGUUACUGAAUGAUCGAAACUCUGCAGCUACAGCAAAGGGAACCGUGUUGUUGCUGAGUGACGGAUUCAUCCUAAUUGCAUGUUGAUGUAAUGAUGUAUUUAUGUUCGCUCUCUUUUUGUACAUAGAUAUAUACACUAUGUCACCUGCGUGUGCACUGUAUAUCCACGAUAGCGUGCAGCACUCAUACUUACUGGAUUCUGAAUGCAAGAUAUCCUCUCAUUUGCUGUCAAA
This is a messenger RNA of Oryza sativa Japonica Group (Japanese rice), 1650 nucleotides long. RefSeq lists its product as uncharacterized. Lineage: Eukaryota; Viridiplantae; Streptophyta; Magnoliopsida; Poales; Poaceae. The record is from RefSeq and is a predicted model, not a curated record.